Molecule: messenger RNA, 825 nt
Organism: Prunus mume (Japanese apricot)
Lineage: Eukaryota; Viridiplantae; Streptophyta; Magnoliopsida; Rosales; Rosaceae
Product: GPI-anchored protein LLG1-like
Source: RefSeq, a predicted model, not a curated record
AACCAAAGCCAUCAAAAAACAGGGGCUGAGCUCAAACUCUUGGAAGACAGAGAUCGACGACAUCACACAAGUGGUUCGGUCUCUGCACAAAUUAAACCCCAAACAACCUUAGCAAUACAAUGUCGUCUGCUUCGAAUCACGGUCUUCAUCUCUUCUUCUUCUUCUUCCUCUUCUUGGGCUUCGCCUCCUCCGCCACCUUCCUUUCCAAUGAUAUUUUCCAGUCUGGUGGAUCCAUUGGACGUUCCCUUCUUCAGGCCAAACAAAAUUGUCCUGUGAACUUUGAGAAUCAGAACUACACAAUCAUCACAAGCAUGUGCAAAGGACCCAACUACCCAGCCAAGAGCUGCUGCGAAGCCUUGAAGGACUUUGCCUGCCCUUUUGCAGAUGCUAUUAAUGACUUGAAAAAUGAUUGUGCUACAACCAUGUUCAGCUACAUAAACAUUUAUGGGAAGUACCCUCCUGGCCUGUUUGCGUCUCAAUGUCGCGAAGGGAAAGAAGGUCUCGCAUGCCCCGCUGAGGCACCAAAACCUCAGAAGAGUAGAGGUCAGAUAGCAGCUACUCACUCCAUCAUACUAGCACUCACUGCAGUCCUAGUAUUAUCAUUCAAUAUGUUCUGAGCUGGUGUGAAGUGUGGAAAACACCACCCAACUUAUAACCAUUAAUUCAAUUAACUUUCCCUGCUUUCUCCCACCAAUUUGUAAGCUUGAAGUUGUACUCUAAAUAUAAAACUGCCCAAAUAGUAUAACUUUAUUGUAUGCUUGUUAGUGUGUGUUCAUUACUGGACCACACACACUGCCAAAAUGAAACGACUUCGUUUCCAUCCGA